This is a messenger RNA of Rhodotorula graminis WP1, 2015 nucleotides long. RefSeq lists its product as uncharacterized. NCBI's taxonomy places the organism in Eukaryota, Fungi, Basidiomycota, Microbotryomycetes, Sporidiobolales, Sporidiobolaceae. The record is from RefSeq and is a predicted model, not a curated record. The transcript is spliced from 2 exons. The annotation marks the transcript as partial.
AUGAGAUAUCAUACCCCAGACCCGGUCACCUCGGCCGACGCCCUCAUCAACCUCGCGCACGACGACGAUCCGACCGCGACGGGGCCGCUCGCGUUGCCGGCUCUGCCGCACGCCGCCGCCCCGCCGCCCUCGCCUCUCCCGCUCGACCUGUCGCCCGUCCUCGCGCUUACCAACGCCUACGCCGGCACCGACUACAACUUUGUCGGCCACGACGAGGGCGACUCGCGCUCGCCCUUCUUCCGCUCGGCGUCGACGUUUGUCGACCACGACGACCUCGCCGACGACGAGGACGACGAGGACGACGACAUUGUCACGGUCAAGGUCGAGGAGGACGACGACGACGAGGUCGUCAUGGCCGUCUCGUCCGAGCCGUCGUCACGGUCGUCGUCGGCGGUCCCUGCGUUCGACGCUCGGCUGCUCGCCAACGUCCGCGCCGCGUCGGCCGCCUCGUCGAGCAGCGACAGCGACGGGUUCGACCCCAUGACGUUCGUCUCGGCGCCGAUGCUCGCGACCGGCCUGCCCGUCCCGCAGCCGGCGCCGUCGCCCCCCGAGACAAGCGACUGGGCGCUCGGGCUCGACAUGUUGGACGACGUCGACGUCGAGCACGGCGCUGUCGACUUUACCGCGCCCGAGACGAUCGGCCUCGAAGAGCUCGACCUCGCGUGGGCCGGCGACGACGACGACUCGGUCUCGCCGGCGCCGGCGCCGGCCGUCAAGCAGUCGGCGCGCCCGCUCAACUUCACGAUCCCGCGGUCGUCGUCGGGCGCGUUCCUGACGGGCUCGACGUACGAGCACUCGCACCGGUUCACGUCGCCGAUGCCGUCGCCGCGCCGCACGUCGGCGUCCCGCGUGCCCCUCGUCGCCGACUUGGCCAAGAAGCCUCGCGCGCCCGUCACGCCCGCCCUGUCGCGCACGUCGUCCGGCGCCACCAUCUUUGCCUCGCCCGCCAAGGCGCUCUCGUCGGCGGCGGUCGUCAUGGAGCCCGUCGUCCCGCUCGAGCCGCCGACGGUCGCGACCGUCGUGCAGCGCGGCAUUGUCGUCUUUUCGACCACGGCGACCGACCUCGCAACGGCGCGCACGACGUCGCUCCUGCGCCGGGUCGACACGGACUACGUCAACGCGACCGUGCUCCUGCAGGCGGCCGUCUCGUCGCCGCUCGAGCGCGCGUCGACCCUCGCGUCGCUCCUCGUCAAGGCCGACACGGUGCGCGUCCCGCACGCGUCCGAGCCGGGCGUCGAGGGCACCUGGGUCCCGCUCGACGUGGCGCGCGCCGUCGUCGACCUGUUCCCGACCCAGCUCGCGCACCUCGUCCCGUUCCUGUCGGACGACCUCGGCGCCCAGUUCCCCGAGCCGAUCCCGACCAUGCGCAGCGGCCUCAAGGCGGCGCUCGAGCAGAAAUCCGGCGGUGGCGGCGACGACCUGAGCGCGCCCGUGCUCGGUUCGCCGGGCUUCGACGGCGCAGAGCUCGUGCGCAGGUGCGGCCCGCCGUCGAGCGUGCCGCGCUCGCACUCGCACGCGUCGUCGACGGCGGCGAGUCGGGGCAGCCCCUCGGCCUCGACGACGCCGUCGUCAAAGCGCUCGGCGGCGCCCAUGUCGGCGGUCGUCCCGGCGCCCGACAGCGACGACGAGGACGGGCCCGACGGUGGCGGCGGCGACGACGACGACGAGGAGGAGGAGCCGGCGGUGACGACGCCCGUCUCGACUCGGUCAGCGACGCGCCGCAGCAACACUGCGGCAGCGCCGGCGCGCCCGUCGACUCGUCGCGCGAGCAUCGCUGCGACCAAGCAGCAGCCGCAGCCGGUCUCACCUGCCGCCGAGCUCCAGCAGUCGCCGCCGAGGCGGUCGAGCCGGCGCCAGUCGACCGUCGCCAAGUGAGCUUCUCGUCGCCGUCCAACCUUCCCCCCCUCCCUCGUCCUCGCCCCGAUCUCUCGCCUCGCGCUCGCGCUCUCUCCUUGUCGUUGUUGUCUGUCAAGGUGUACAUACCGCCAGUUUCGCCCUCACGCCCUCGCGAUGCC